AUGGCCGACAUAGACAACACCAAGGAUCUCACCAAGUUCAAGGCACUAAGUUUCGACUGCUAUGGCACACUGAUAGAGUGGGAACCCGGUCUGAUUGAGGCCCUCCAGCCCGUCACCAGCAAACUCCCCACCGAUCACCCCUACGCCAAGGACCCGAAGCUAGCCCUCCUGCGCUUCGACGAGUUCUCCAACGAGCUCGAGCACAAGCAGCCCGCGCUCAAGUACGACCUGAACCUCACCACGGCGCUGAAGAAGCUCGCGGCGGACGUCGGGCUGCCGGAGGUCUCGCUCUCCCAGGAGGACCUGGACGCCCUCGCGCGCGGACCCGGGCGCUGGCCCGCGUUCGCGGACACGAUCGAGGCGCUGCGCACGCUCAAGAAGCAUUAUAAGCUGAUUAUCCUGUCCAAUAUUGACAACGCCAACAUCGAAGCCACCACGUCGGGACCCCUAUCUGCCGUGCCCUUCGACGCCGUGUACACGGCCGAGGAGAUCGGGAGCUACAAGCCCGCGCCCGCAAACUUCGAGUACCUGUUCCGGCGGGCGCGGGACGAGCUUGGCGUCGACGCCGGGCCCGGGAGGGGAGGGCUGCUGCACGUCGCGCGGAGCCUGAGGGUCGACCACUCUGCCGCCAAGGCGCUUGGGUUCAGCAGCUGUUGGAUCUCGAGGGGUGGGGAGAAGAAGGAAGGGCAGGGGAUCGGGGGUGAGUAUGAGGCGAUGGUGAGGGAGGGCAAGGUCAGCUUCCAGUGGAGAUUUGAUACGCUUGGGGACUUUGCGAGGGAGGUCGCGAGGCAGUUUGCUGAUGAGUAG
Messenger RNA from Diaporthe citri, 807 nucleotides. RefSeq lists its product as uncharacterized. NCBI's taxonomy places the organism in Eukaryota, Fungi, Ascomycota, Sordariomycetes, Diaporthales, Diaporthaceae. Bases 1 to 807 code for a protein of 268 amino acids. The transcript has a single exon. The record is from RefSeq and is a predicted model, not a curated record.